Messenger RNA from Bemisia tabaci, 1774 nucleotides. RefSeq names its product probable RNA-binding protein 18. NCBI's taxonomy places the organism in Eukaryota, Metazoa, Arthropoda, Insecta, Hemiptera, Aleyrodidae. The record is from RefSeq and is a predicted model, not a curated record. Gene Ontology annotation, molecular function: RNA binding.
GUUUACUUUUGAGUUUCUGAACUUUUGACAGUCCAACAGCCCUGUGCUUCUGAUUAUGUACAUUUUAGUUAAAUCCUCGAAAACCUCGUGAGAAACAAUCUCUAACUGAGGCUUCUCAGGUAUCAGUGAGUGUAAAAUUCCUUGUAUCGUGGGGCUGUUUUGCACUUUUGCAGUCAGAAGUGUUGCCAUUUCGCCUCGGUAUUUGUCACAUCAACCUUUAUUCCAUCUUUAAAAUUUGGCCUUAGAUAGAGUCCUUGGAUAUUUGAGAGGUGAUCGGUCUCGCUUCUUAACUUUCAAGAGGUGUCCGCUUAGCUGAAAUUAUGACUUGCAGCUCCGCAGGGCAUGGACCAGAUGGCGUUCAUGAUAGAAGAUUGUGGAUAGGUAACCUGGAUGAGCGAAUCACCGAGUUUCAUCUCCUGAAACUCCUUCAAAAAUUUGGAAACAUCGAAAAGUUUGACCUGCUCUUCCAUCGAUCUGGACCGUUGGCAGGUCAGCCACGAGGCUAUGCGUUCGUCACCUACUCACAAUUGGAGGAUGCCAAACGGGUGAAAACAGCCUUAGAUGGAACUAAAGUUGGAACAAAGAAUAUUGCCAUCAAAUGGGCGUACAACAAUGAAAAGGAGGACGACACCAAAUCCAAACCUAAACUUACAAUUCCUGCUCUAGCUGGUGCCUCUGAAGAAAAAAAACCAAUCAGUAAACUCACCAAAAUUCAGGCAAUUGAAGCAAAAUUGAAGAUGAUGGAAAGUACUUCGUUUAGUGAAGUUGAAAUACAGCCUACUAUAAAAUCUAGUCACUCUAGCUCAAGAGGAGGCAUGAAUUCCCAUAGGAUGAACAAACCAUAUUCAGAUCAAAGAAACUUUCACCGAUCAAAACCUUACUCUCGCUCAUAGUGUUCUUUAAAUUUCAUCAACAGGAUCUCCGUAGUUUUAACUAAACUGCAAAUUUUUACUGUAAGGAAAUAAAGAUAAGGAGCUUAAUAGACUAACAGAGUUCCCCUGAACAAGGUUGAAGAAAUUCCUUGUAAUCUCAUUGUAUUUAAGGGUUGCAGUGCUCUUCUGUAUAUGGUCUCAGUAUUAUGAGCAUCUAAAGAAAACAAGAAAAAGUAAUGUUUUCAGCUUUAUGGCUGUCAGAGGGGAAAAUAUAAGUGUAGGCAAUAAAUACACACAAUUUGGCAACCCCUCCUUGUCUACUCCUCGAGGCAGAAGGGGGGGGGGUGCUCUACAACUCCAGUAUAAAUAUUUUUAACUGGUUUUUUGUCGCCCAAUUUUUUCCUUUUCGGGAAAAUUUUUCCACGCAGUUGCUUUAAAAAAAAGAAAAUAAAAAUAAAGGGAAAAUAACUCUAAAUUAACCUAACUCAAUACAAAUGAAUGAUGCAAGAAAAAAAAUAUUAAUUCAACUAGCUAGUGCUUGGAUCUCUAGUGAUACAAUUAAUUACACUAGUGCAAAGAUUUCUUUUUUCUGGUUUUAAUUUAAUGGUUGAAAUCUGUUAUUAGCGCAUCAAAUGGCACCAAGAAAUUAUAAGUUUCAUUCUAAGGAAAUGUUUAUUUUUUUUUAAUUCAGUUCAGUAGUACCAAUGUAUUAAUUUGUAAAAUAGAUGGAACCAAGAAGUGAUAGAUUUUAUUUCUCUUUAUGAAUUUUACAUUAAGUUGUACAGUAUUUUAUGAAUGAAUUGAUUUCAUAUCUACAUUUUAUGUUUUGUUGAUUCAAGUUGAAAAGUUGUAAUCACUGAGACUUGGUAGAAUCAAAGUAAAUUUAUUUGUUGAUUCAUGAA